AUGGCAACAGCGACGAAGCAGCUCAAGAAAGCUGCUCGUAUCAUCCUCAUUGGGGCUCCGGGCGUAGGAAAAGGCACCCAGACCAAGCGACUGCUUGACAGGUUCCCACAGCUAGGGGCAAUCAGCUCUGGAGAUCUUCUGCGAGAGAAUGUCCGAAAGAGAACACCGCUAGGCAUCCAAGCCGAAUCCAUUAUGCAAUCAGGAAACCUGGUACCUGACUCGGUCAUGCUAGAACUCAUCUCCUCCGAACUCAUCUCUAGAGGCUGGCUCCUACCCCCUCAGUCGUCGUCUUCCUCUUCUUCAAGUCCCUCCGCAAAGCCAUCCAUAUCGCGGACUGCAUCAUUCAUCCUUGAUGGCUUCCCCCGGACUGCGGCGCAAGCAUCAAUGCUGGACGAGAUCGUACCCAUCAACUUUGCCGUUCAUCUCCUGACCCCUCCCUCGGUCAUAAUAUCGCGGAUCGCGUCGCGCUGGGUCCACGAACCAUCAGGACGGGUGUACAACACGGAUUUCAACCCCCCGAAAGUGCCAGGGAAAGACGACGUGACCGGGGAGCCCCUCACGCAGCGGGCGGAUGAUUCCAUCGACACCUGGAAACAGCGGCUAAAGCAGUUUGAGGAGUCCAGCAAGCCCCUCCUUGACCACUAUGAAGCAAAGGGCUGUCUCUGGCGCGUAGAGGGGAACUCGAGUGAUGAGAUCAGCCCUAAGCUUUUCGCCGAGAUUGAGCGGAGGUUUGCCUAG
Rasamsonia emersonii CBS 393.64 is the source of this 738-nucleotide messenger RNA. RefSeq names its product Adenylate kinase. NCBI's taxonomy places the organism in Eukaryota, Fungi, Ascomycota, Eurotiomycetes, Eurotiales, Trichocomaceae. The record is from RefSeq and is a predicted model, not a curated record. Gene Ontology annotation, biological process: nucleobase-containing compound metabolic process. The transcript has 2 exons. Gene Ontology annotation, molecular function: ATP binding; AMP kinase activity. The coding region runs from base 1 to 738 and encodes 245 amino acids. Gene Ontology annotation, cellular component: mitochondrion; cytoplasm.